Molecule: messenger RNA, 1292 nt
Organism: Gorilla gorilla gorilla (western lowland gorilla)
Lineage: Eukaryota; Metazoa; Chordata; Mammalia; Primates; Hominidae
Gene: GNGT2
Product: G protein subunit gamma transducin 2
Exons: 4
Coding region: 560-769 (69 amino acids)
Biological process (GO): G protein-coupled receptor signaling pathway
Cellular component (GO): heterotrimeric G-protein complex
Molecular function (GO): G-protein beta-subunit binding
Source: RefSeq, a predicted model, not a curated record
GAAAGGGCAGAGGGUGGGGGCUUCCUUGGGAAGCUCAGGGAUGAGUCACCAAGGGACAGGGGAGUGGAGGGUGGAUAGGAUACGGAGAUCCGUCAUACCAGAGGACUGUGGGGCAGCAGCACAGCAAAAAUAGAAAACAGCCGAUGCGGCAGCAAGAGGGGUCAGGGUUGGACACUGGGAAGACAUGACCAGAGAGGUUCCCAGAGGGGUGUUAGCAAGCCUGCGAAGGGUUGCGUGUGAUGAAGAUCUGCCCUACACGCUCUGUGCGGAUGAAGGCAGGACAAGAUGAAAUUGACCAAGUGUAAUGUGAGGGACUCAGAUUAGACAACAGGAAGGACUUGGAUUUGAGAAGCACCAGGUUCAAAUUUCAGAUCAACUUGCGGUUUUAGGAAGCAGCGGAGGACAGAGCACUGAGCCUGCCUAGGAGGCCAUCUGCUUUAUCUGAAGAUUUUCAGCUGAUGAAGAACUAGGAGGCUCAAACACUAUCUUACCUGAGUCCAGGACAAGUGACUUGGAGAGUGUGCUCUUCUGUGGCAGGAUCAGGUCUGUCUAGGGCAGGAUGGCCCAGGAUCUCAGCGAGAAGGACCUGUUGAAGAUGGAGGUGGAGCAGCUGAAGAAAGAAGUGAAAAACACAAGAAUUCCGAUUUCCAAAGCGGGAAAGGAAAUCAAAGAGUACGUGGAGGCCCAAGCAGGAAACGAUCCUUUUCUCAAAGGCAUCCCUGAGGACAAGAAUCCCUUCAAGGAGAAAGGUGGCUGUCUGAUAAGCUGAUGGCGUGGAGCCCCGCCCUGAGUGUCUGUCCCUCUUCAGCCAAGCCCAAGUCUCCUAGACCCCCAGGGAGCCAGUGAACUGUCACCUUCUCUUCAUCACAGAAUGAGUAAAGAUCCCUGAACAAAUGCAUUGUGAACCCAUUCCCCACUCCCACCUUCAACUCUUUUCUCCCAUUAUUUCCUCCACCUGCUGGGUCUCUGCUGACCUUGCUGGGAACACUCUGAGGACAGUGUGGCUGGCAGAGCGGUUGGCCCCAUGGGUGGUGGGGUGUGAGGAGCCUGCAAUACCCCGAGACCCCAGAGGGCAGUCCUUAGGAAGCACUUACACCACCUGGGAACCCCUCCAUCUUUUCCCUCCACUCUCAUCCUAGGAAUAAAGCAUUUCCACGCCAGAGUAGUUUGGGCUGGGGGCCAGGGUUGGGUGAUCCUGUCCCUCCAUAUCAUGUCCUACCCUAUGGUCCUGUUCCUAGUCAUUUAGAUCACCCCAGAUGGCCUGAUGACAACAAGAGUUUGUGAAGUUAUGA